Molecule: messenger RNA, 979 nt
Organism: Corapipo altera (White-ruffed manakin)
Lineage: Eukaryota; Metazoa; Chordata; Aves; Passeriformes; Pipridae
Gene: BCL2L11
Product: BCL2 like 11
Exons: 3
Coding region: 1-312 (103 amino acids)
Source: RefSeq, a predicted model, not a curated record
AUGGCCUCCGGGUUUGUCCCUGUCCCCGGGGCGGCCGUGUCGCCCUCGGUUGGAUGGACUGCUGUGAAGUUUUGUUGUUCCUCCCUUCCCAACGCUCCCGUUUUUCCCCCUGCAGCUUCCCGGUGGCACUCGGUGGCCGAGGACGUGCAGCCCGAGGUCUGGAUCGCGCAGGAGCUGCGGCGCAUCGGGGACGAGUUCAAUGCCUCCUAUUGUCCACGAAGGGGUUUCUGGGAUCACCAGGUGGGAAACCCCCAGGUCGUCAUCCUGCGCCUGCUGCGUUACAUCGUCCGCCUCAUCUGGAGGCUGCAGUGAGCGCCCGGCGCACCCCGGGAGGCUCCAGGACUUGUUUCCUCGCUGGGAAAGCCCGGGAAGGACUGGACAGAUGGAUGGAUGUGGGACUCCCACCCUGCUUCUCCCCCAGGACACGUGGCAGGACGAGGGUGUUCAUCCCACGCCGACCUGCCGGGCUCCGGUGCAGUGUUUUUAUCCCAGAGUGGUGUUUACUUAGUGUUUCAACUUUUAUCACUUUUUUUUUUUUUUUUAAUCAUCUUUUUUUUUGGUUUUUUUGUCCCAAAAGAGUCUCAGUGAAAACGUGGGAUAAUUUGUUGUCAUCGUUCCUGGAAUCCUCUGGGAAACCUGAGCCAGCUGAUGGGCGAGAGACUGGGAUUCCUCCCCUCUCCCUUUGCCUCCAGGGCAUUUGCCCGACAAAAAAAGGCUGGAAGAAGGGCAGAGGGCUUUAAAUCAGCACUUCUUUUACCUGUAAAUACCUAAUGCUACCCCAGAUCCACCUUCAUUUGCAUCAUGCAAAUCGCCUAUUUCCUGCUGACUGAUGAUUUUUUUUUUUUUGUAGUUUUUAUAUCUCUUUUUUUUUUUUUUUAUACACUCUGAAUUUUUCUCAAGACUUCGCUGUCGAACUCCAGGGUCCAAACCAUCACAAACCAACCAACCAACAAACCCCGAUCCACCAGGUUGCCUUUUU